AUGUUAUCGCGGCGGAAACGAAGCAUUACGGGCAAGAAAGUGGCCAGUUUCACUGAGGUGAACAUCAAGCCAGAUAAAGCUCGGAAGAUUAUUCGAAGAUACCAUUUCUUAAUCAACAAACAAAAGAUAAUAUGCAACAAAUUGGGGAUCACCGCCGAUCCAGUACCACCUCAUCUCGAGGGACCAGCUGAUGUAGAAGACCCACAAGAGAUGGAGAAGAUGUUGUUAAGAGUGCAGGAUAAAGGUAUGUCACGUGAUUCAUUGGUACGAUGCCUUCACUAUAUCGCUAACGAGGUCUCUAAGAAAGGUGGUCUCAAAGACUACCAGUUGGCCAGUCGAGUGGGCCAGUCUCAAAGCCGCGGUGGCGACUCUUCAAAGCUGCUGGUCAAGUGGCUGCGGGAGUUACAACUACCGCAACACGAUCCACCACUUACAGCGCUUGAAAUUGGAUCGUUGAACUGCCAUAACUGCAUAUCGACCUGUAAGAUCUUUAAAUCAGUGACUAGAAUCGAUCUGAACAACAGUAACGACUCGCGUGGCAUUAUACGACAAGAUUUCAUGAAAAGACCGCUCCCAUCCUCCGACACUGACCGUUUCGACCUCAUAUCCUGCUCAUUGGUGCUCAAUUUUGUCCCUACACCUAUUGAAAGAGGUCAAAUGCUACGCAGGCUCCAGCAAUUUCUUAAACGUCGCAGUCUAUUCUUUCUAGUGCUUCCACUACCUUGCAUAACCAAUUCACGCUAUAUUGAUCACUUACAUCUCGCUCGAAUGCUCGAACAUCUAGGAUACGUCCAAUUACGACGCCACGAAUCCUCGAAGCUGUAUUAUGCACUUUAUGCAUUGCAAAAUCAGUCCGUGAAUAAUACGCCGACCAGUUUUCGCCACAAGAAGGUCCUACGUGACGGGCCAGGGAUGAAUAACUUUUGUAUACUACUAUAA
Molecule: messenger RNA, 939 nt
Organism: Torulaspora delbrueckii
Lineage: Eukaryota; Fungi; Ascomycota; Saccharomycetes; Saccharomycetales; Saccharomycetaceae
Gene: BMT2
Product: 25S rRNA (adenine2142-N1)-methyltransferase
Exons: 1
Coding region: 1-939 (312 amino acids)
Cellular component (GO): nucleolus
Molecular function (GO): rRNA (adenine) methyltransferase activity
Source: RefSeq, a predicted model, not a curated record